AUGUUUUAUUGACAGGUUUUGAGGCUUUUUAAAUCAUUACACAGAACCAGGCAAGAAGUUUUUAAAAAUGAUACCAGAGCCCUAGAAGCUGCAAGACAAAAGAUAAAUGAAGAAUUCAAAAAUCACCAAGAUGAGAAAUCAGAAGAGAAGAUAAAUGAGCUUCUGAAAAUAGCUUCAGAUGUUGAAGUGAUUCUUAGAACUUCUGUUAUUCAGGCUGUUCACACAGAUUCCAACAAAAUAGUGCUCGUACCGAGGAAAGAUCUGCUACAAGACAAUACUCCUUACUUUGAUAAACCAACAAAAAAGCAUGAAUCCUGA
Molecule: messenger RNA, 318 nt
Organism: Nestor notabilis (Kea)
Lineage: Eukaryota; Metazoa; Chordata; Aves; Psittaciformes; Psittacidae
Gene: LYRM7
Product: LYR motif containing 7
Exons: 4
Biological process (GO): mitochondrial respiratory chain complex III assembly
Source: RefSeq, a predicted model, not a curated record